Messenger RNA from Rhea pennata, 1209 nucleotides. RefSeq names its product carbohydrate sulfotransferase 4 (gene CHST4). Gene Ontology annotation, biological process: keratan sulfate proteoglycan biosynthetic process; carbohydrate metabolic process; N-acetylglucosamine metabolic process. The record is from RefSeq and is a predicted model, not a curated record. NCBI's taxonomy places the organism in Eukaryota, Metazoa, Chordata, Aves, Rheiformes, Rheidae. Gene Ontology annotation, molecular function: N-acetylglucosamine 6-O-sulfotransferase activity. Bases 1 to 1209 code for a protein of 402 amino acids. The transcript is spliced from 2 exons. Gene Ontology annotation, cellular component: Golgi membrane; trans-Golgi network.
AUGGAUAGCCUCACGGGCCUUUUUAGCAAGAUUGUCUAUGAUGCUAUGAUUAUGGAGUCCCGUGCCACCGUGAUGAAAUCUAAAGGGGUGCAAGUGCUCGUGAUUCUUGUAGUUCUGUCCUUUGGUCUGGUCCACUUCCGCUUCCUACCCUGCAGCAACAAUGCCCCCAUAGAAGAAAAACAAUCUCCAGUCCACAUCCUCAUUCUCUCCUCCUGGAGGUCAGGAUCUUCCUUCACUGGACAGAUCUUCAGCCAGCACCCCAGCGUCUUCUACCUGAUGGAGCCUGCAUGGCAUGUGUGGGUUACAAUGUACCAGAGCAGUGCCAAAGUCUUGCACAUGGCAGUGCGGGACUUAGUCAGGUCUGUCUUUCUGUGUGACAUGUCUGUGUUUGAUGCCUACAUGUCUAAUCAGAAGAAAAAAUCUGAUUUAUUUCAGUGGGAGACAAGUCGGGCCUUGUGCUCCCCCCCUGCCUGUGACUCAUUCAGCCGCAGUGACAUAAUAACUGCAGGCAAUUGUAGGACAAUCUGUGGCAAGUACCCAUUUAGCAAGGUGGAGGAAGCUUGUAAAACCUACAGCCACAUUGUCAUCAAGGAGGUCCGAUUCUUUGACCUGAAAGUUCUCUACCCGCUUCUCACUGAUCCCUCUCUCAACCUCAAAAUCAUUCACUUAGUGCGUGAUCCUCGUGCUGUGUUCAGGUCCCGGGAGAAUACAAUGGCUGACCUAACACGUGACAGUAACAUUAUUGUGGGGGCCCAGAAGACAAAGGGAGAAAUGGGACCCUACAACACAAUGCAGGAAAUCUGUAAAAGCCAUGUUGAGAUUUACAAAGCAGGCAGCCAGACCAUUCCCAGCUUCCUCAAAGACCGCUACCUGAUGGUUCGCUAUGAAGACAUUGUCAGAGACCCACUAGCAAAGGCUGCUCAGAUGUAUAGGUUUGGAGAACUCCAUUUCACAACCGAACUUCAGAAGUGGGUUCACAACAUCACCCAUGGGAAGGGGCAAGGGGUACAGGCCUUUGAGAUUGGGUCCAGAGAUGCAGCGAGUGUAUCCCAGGCCUGGAGGAAGACCCUUCCGUUUCAGAAAAUAGAAAAAGUGCAAAAUGUGUGCAAGGAUGCGAUGGACUUAUUGGGCUACCGGCUAGUUCAGUCUGAAGAAGAACAGAAAAAUAUGUCACUGGAUCUUUUGUUUGCCCAGAACUCCUCUGAGUGA